AUGGAUACUUGUGCAGGCCAACCGCAAGCCGUUAAGACCGAUUGGGUGAAUGCGCAAGCAAGUGGCGACUAUUUUACUGUCCGCCAAGUCGACCAGUGGUACAUAACACCAGCGCGAGAAGCUCAUGUCCAAGAGCUUGUCGAAAGCUUCCCUCGUGCCCAGGCUGUUCAGAACGGCCGUGCCGCCAGUACAACAGCUCCUGUCUCACGCUGUUCAGCAGUCAAUGCCAUGGAUUAUCAAGAAAACCAUUUGCCAGCACACUAUCAUGGGAGUGCUGAUGAUAUUUCCGAGGUCCUGGGGACACAUGGCACAACAGCGGGCACCGGUGCCAUCAACGAUACCGACAAUGACAUGUCCGUCUUUCCCUAUCCAUCUUCGACAGCUCCCACACACAUGACAUCGCAGGCCACGACAUUCGGCAUUAGUUCAACGGGCAAUCUUGACCCAGUAACUCUCCACGCUGGCCCUGGCUGGCAUUCUUCUGAUCAGAGUCCCAUUUAUAGCGGCGACGAGGCUGGUUCAAUGGCUGCCCACUCGUCCCUGAACCCCUUCAAUUUCCAACAAGAGUACAGCGAUGAUACCGAUCAAAUUCAACACCAGGAGCAGGCUGUGAUGUUCAGUAACGGCUAUGUCGCGUCGCCAAUAGCCACCUCACACUUAGCGAUCCCAUACGCAUGGGACAUAGUGAACCCAGCAAACUUGCAGCCCGAGAUCGGUGGAUUUCAUCAAUCCUCGCCAGCUGGCAGAGCAGCUCUGGGGCUUUUCGGCACAGACCAAAGUGCCGAAUCGUAUCCGGACCAACACAGCGGACAGACGCUCGAAUACUCCGAGUCGGGUAUUGGACGAAAUGGAACCAGUUCACUGCCUGGCGAUGCAGCCGAGACAACAAAGGGCAGACCACAUAUCAAAAGAGCAAAGACCACAUCACGUCAGACCUCGUCUAUGUCUGCCAACAGCUCUGCAAAUGCCAAGGGGAUAGCAUUGGCACCCAUUAUGCCUGCAUCGGUCGUUGGGAGCUCCAGAGGUAGCACUCGUUCCAGUACAGGAAGCAAGAUGCGUUUUGCAACGCGCGCAUCCAACAACUUGGCGAACACGGCGGCCAUGACGAAUAUAGCAAGCCGGGUAUCAGAAAUACCAGAGGAUGGCAAAACAAAGGGCUCCCAUAACCUGGUUGAAAAACAGUAUCGAAACCGAUUAAACGCUCAAUUUGAGGGACUGAUGAGUGCGCUCCCUGAGACUCUGAAGUCGCAAGGAGGAAGCGCAGAGUUCGGCGAGGCGAACAAUCCCGACGCCGCGGACAGACGGAUCAGCAAAGCCGAAGUCCUGGAUAUGGCCCGAAUGCACAUUCAGAACCUGGAACAGGAGAGGGAUUUGCUCGCUCGUGAACGAGAUGGGCUGCGAGAGACCGUGGAAAAAUUGAAGAACGACCUUAUCGAAGAAUCCGGAUCCGCUCAAGGUGUUAUGGAUGACUGA
Molecule: messenger RNA, 1473 nt
Organism: Grosmannia clavigera kw1407
Lineage: Eukaryota; Fungi; Ascomycota; Sordariomycetes; Ophiostomatales; Ophiostomataceae
Product: helix-loop-helix DNA-binding domain containing protein
Exons: 2
Coding region: 1-1473 (490 amino acids)
Molecular function (GO): protein dimerization activity
Source: RefSeq, a predicted model, not a curated record